AUGAGUCAGUCUGCACCGUGGCAAACACAGGAUCUUCCUAACGCCCAGGGUACCGGUGUUCAGUUCUACGAUCCCACCAAGUUCCAAGCAUCUGCUGCCAAUAAUGUAGACCAAGCAGCUAAUGUGCAAAAUAGCCAGGCAGGGGCCAGUAACUCUUGGAAUAGUUGGGGUAAUAGCUGGGCAGACAACUCUGUAAGUACAAGUCAAGGCUAUUCGCAGCCAGGUGUGAAUGCUCAAGGUCAGAGUGAGGUGAAACAGUCCAGCGAAGGAGUACAUGUUCAGAGUCAGGUGAUAGGACAACAGCCUGGGAAUGACAGUCAGUACUACAAUCAAUGGCAUCAGUCUGGAUGGGACCCCAACAACCCUCAACAGAACUGGGACCCAAAUACACAACAGCAUUGGGACCCGAAUACCCAACAGCACUGGGACCCUAAUUCCCAGAAAAACUGGGAUCCUAACGCUCAGCAGAACUGGCAGCAAAGUCAAGAGCAUAUGGUUUGGAAUGGCCAGCAAUGGGUGAACUCUAACCAGACAUGGCCAACUAGCCAGCAGGUGCCCACCACCCACACAGGAAAUGUUACUUCUCCUGUUGUGUCAAGUGCACAAGAGCACCAGCCCAGUCUCUCAAACAGCAAUGCAUCAGGGCAGGUUUAUGAGCAGACAUCACCCGAAACUUCUGGAAAUUUCUCUCAUAGUAGUGCAUCGUUUUUCUCCCAGUCUGGAGGAUUAAAUGACUCCACAUCCUCAAGUCUAGACCAGUCGAGCUCUAGUCACCAACUAGAUCCGUCUGGCUCUAGCCAGUCGGACUCAUCUGCUCUUGUUGCUGAUGAUUCUAUGAACACAGACAGUGGCACUGUGGCAGGAUUCUUCGGUAAAGAUGAUGGGGAUAGUGCUUUCGAUGGACCUGCUAUGACUGUGGAACCCACACUGACGAGUGUACCACAAUACCUUAAUGUGAACCCUGAAUUUCACAGAACUGACUCGGCCAUUAGUAACGCAAGUAUGCAGACUGUGAAUUAUUCAAGUCAUGGGUCUAUAGGAUCGCUGGAAGAUAUAGAUAAUAAGGAUUUAGUGCAAAAUGUAGCAAAUCAGUUCCAGAAUGUGUCUUUAGGCACAACUGGUUCUGGAAUGGUAGCUGCAGGUCAAUAUGGGCAACCAGGGUCCAUGCCAGUGAGUGCAGGGAACACAAACCAGAAUGCUGGUGGGAACUUGCCACCAUCUGCUCCUCAGCCUGGAGUGGAGGAUGAGCAAACAGGAAACUUGAAUGACUGGGAGAUUGUUCCCAACCAGCCUGGUCAAGGAGGAACUGGGGCCAACUUUUUCAUAGGAGGGGGUGAAGAAGUUGUCAGUGAAUCUUUCCAAAGUCAGAGCCAAAAUCCUGGAAAGAACCAACCAGAGGUGAACACAUCUGGAGUUUCCAUCACUGGACCGCCAAUGUCAUCACCUGGGCAACAGGAAGUUUCACUUCACCCUCCACCCGCUGGGUCACCAGCAGGGGGUAACAUCUACAGAAGAAGUCCCCGAAAUGUUUCAAGGAAUGCGUCUAACCAAUCUCUACCAUCACUGCAAGGAGAUGUACCUGCAUCUGGCCAACCCGUGUUAUUCAGUCCUGACAACCAUGGUAACUUUAUUGUGCAGCAAACAGCUACUGACAAUAUGUCUUCCUUUUCUGGAGAUAUACCCCAGCCUGUGUCAAGCAGUGUAGCAAACGUGGACGCGAGAACUGUGCCUGUUAGUGCAGCAGACAUUGGCGCCAAGCCAAUACCUGGCGGUGUAGCGAACAUGGACGUUAGGCCAUCACUCGACAGUAUAGGGAAAAAUUAUGCCCAGCCAACACCUAGCAGUGUAGCCAAUACCGACAUUAGUGCUUUCAAACCACCUGUGCCAACUAAUGAGACUCACACAACCCUAGGAAGUGUUCCUGAGGGAACCAGCUCAAACACUGAUGCUAAACAGACUGAGGUAAUUUCAGCAGUUGAUGCAGUUGUUGAUUCAGGAAAUAAGCCACCUGUUCCUCCAGGACGCUCCGCACCUUCGUCACCACGGAAACACGUGUCUGCCUUCCACCCAGUGAGCCACAGGGCCAAACACAGCAUGUCGCCGGCUACUACACUCUGGGACAACAUUGACGCCCCCGCCACCAACAUCAUCCUGGCACCUGCAGCUCCUAUGCUGGUCGGGACUGCAGCAGCAACGACGGCAGGAUCUCGGGGCAAGAGUCCGGGACUUCCUGUGAUUCCCGUGCAGGCAAGUCUGGAGAACAAGCUAAAGGACAGCAAGGACAAGGGAGAUAAUCUGGGUAAUGACAGAAAGGAUGAGCGUCAGACCUCCACCCACAAAGAUCGGAGAUCUGACCGUGAUGUGCGAGGUGGAAGUGACAGAUAUGGGAGAAACGAUAGGAGCCGAGAUGAUGAAGUGAAAAGGAGCCGAGAAGAUGAUGUGAGGAGGAGCCACGAAGAUGAAUUUAGGCGGAAGGAAGAAGACAACCGGUCAAUAAACUCCCUUGAGGAGCUUGAUGCUCAAAUUGAUUACCGUGACCGGGAUGAAUAUCGGGACCGGAGGUAUAAGGAUCGCUAUGGUUACCGGGAUCAUGAUCCCAGGUAUGACUAUGACAGGCCUCAGAGCAGAGGUGACAGUUACAAUGAGGACAGUCGGAGACGUGAAGCCUACAAAACUAGGGAUUACAGACAACCAUACCGUCGUGAAGGUUACUAUGGAGAUGAGAGAUAUGAGCUGAUAACUGUGAUAUCCCUUUUAUAG
Molecule: messenger RNA, 2760 nt
Organism: Haliotis rubra (blacklip abalone)
Lineage: Eukaryota; Metazoa; Mollusca; Gastropoda; Lepetellida; Haliotidae
Exons: 1
Coding region: 1-2760 (919 amino acids)
Source: RefSeq, a predicted model, not a curated record